Messenger RNA from Erinaceus europaeus (western European hedgehog), 1046 nucleotides. Its product is annotated as olfactory receptor 4C3-like. Bases 1 to 981 code for a protein of 326 amino acids. Gene Ontology annotation, cellular component: membrane. Gene Ontology annotation, molecular function: G protein-coupled receptor activity; olfactory receptor activity. NCBI's taxonomy places the organism in Eukaryota, Metazoa, Chordata, Mammalia, Eulipotyphla, Erinaceidae. The transcript has 2 exons. The record is from RefSeq and is a predicted model, not a curated record. Gene Ontology annotation, biological process: G protein-coupled receptor signaling pathway.
AUGCCAUCAGAAUCUAUGGAAAUACCCCACAAUAUCACAGAAUUUUUCAUGCUGGGACUCUCACAGACCCCAGAGGUGCAGAGAGUUCUCUUCAUGGUCUUUCUGAUCAUCUAUGUGGUCACAGUUUGUGGGAACGUGAUCAUUGUGGUCACCAUUGUUUCCAGUUCCACCCUGGCCUCCCCAAUGUAUUUUUUCCUGGCUCACCUGUCAUUUAUUGACACCUGCUAUUCCUCCUCCAUGGCCCCUAAACUCAUUGCUGACUCCUUGUAUGAGGGGAGAACUAUUUCUUUUGAGGGCUGCCUGACUCAGCUCUUUGGAGCACAUUUUUUGGGAGGUGUUGAGAUCAUACUACUCACAGUAAUGGCCUACGACCGCUAUGUGGCCAUCUGCAAACCCCUGCACUACACAACCAUCAUGACCAAGCAUCUCUGUGCCAUACUGGUGGGGGUGGCAUGGCUGGGGGGCUUCCUGCAUUCAUUGGUUCAGCUCCUUUUAGUUUUUCAGUUGCCCUUCUGUGGGCCCAAUGUGAUCAACCACUUUGUCUGCGACUUGUAUCCCUUGCUGGAACUCGCCUGCAUGGACACAUAUGUCAUUGGUCUGCUGGUGGUGGCCAACAGUGGAGUGAUCUGCCUGUUGAACUUCCUCAUGCUGGCUGCCUCCUACAUUGUCAUCCUGAGCUCCCUGAGGUCCCACAGUGCAGAGGGGAGACGCAAGGCCCUCUCUACCUGUGGAGCUCACUUUACUGUUGUUGUCCUCUUCUUUGGGCCCUGCAUAUUGACUUAUAUGCGACCAUUGUCUACUUUAUCUAUAGACAAAAACAUGGCGGUAUUUUAUGGUAUUCUGACACCUAUGUUGAAUCCACUCAUUUAUACCCUGAGAAAUACAGAAGUAAAAAACGCCAUGAGAAAUCUACUGAAAAGAGAGUUAACAUACAAAGCCAAACAAAUUAUUGAGCAAUCAUGGACCCAAAGCUUGGAAUAGUGGAGAGGAAGUGUUACGGGGAUACUCACUGCAAACUCUAGUGUACUUCUGCUUUCAGGUAUAUA